AUGAAAAGAUGUCUAUCUUUAUUGGAAAAAAGGAUACCACAAGGUUGGAAACAAUUACAGCCGAGCAAACAUGACAACAUAGUAGUGGCUAUGUCAUCAGGGGUUGAUUCGUCUAUUGCAGCUGCAAUAUAUAGUUCUUUUCCUAAUGUGAGGGGUGUCUAUAUGAGGAAUUGGAGCAAUAAACAGAAUGAUACGAAAAAUUGUGAUGAAAAGGAUUGGAACGAUGCUAAAAAAGUAGCUAAAUACUUGAAUAUUCCCAUCGAAAUGGUCAAUUUUGAGAAGGAAUAUUGGCUUGAUGUGUUUGAACCGAUGUUGAACAAUUACGAGCUAGGACUAACCCCGAAUCCAGACAUUUUGUGUAAUAGAUACAUUAAAUUUGGUACUUUAAAACAGAAAUUAGAUGAAAUGUAUGGAGUCGAUAAUUAUUGGUUGGUAACGGGCCAUUAUUCGAGAAUAUUGCAAGAAUGUAGGACUGGACAGUUUGAACUUUUAAGAGGUAUAGAUUCAAGUAAAGACCAAAGCUAUUACCUGUCUCAAGUGAAGCCUGAUAUAAUGGACCGAACAAUUCUACCUAUUGGGAAUUUUUAUAAAAGAGAGAUUCGUCAGUUAGCCAAAGAAUUACAGUUGCCAACAGCAGACAAGCCUGAUUCGCAAGGAAUUUGUUUUGUCAAUAAUUCGCAACGGGGGAAAUUCAAGACGUUUUUAAAAGAGUAUUUGCCUAGCAAGCCUGGACACAUCAUUACUAUAGAUCCACAGUCUGGACACAAGAAAGUAUGGGGGGAACAUGGUGGAUUAUGGUCGUACACUAUAGGUCAAAAAGUGGGGAUACCUAUGCCGCAAGGAGACCCUGAAUAUCGUGGAACAUGGUUUGUCUCUGAUAAAUUAAGGGAUACAAAUGAAAUAAUGAUAGUGCGUGGAAGAGAUAAUCCCAAAUUGUUUAGAGAUCAUGUUAAGAUUAUUGAUAUGAAAUGGUUAUUUCCAGAAGAGGAUUUGAUGAACAUUGAGAAAACAUUACAAGAGGGAAUACAAAGAGGUGAUUUAUUUUUACAAUAUCGGUCGUUGCAGGAGCCAAUAUUAGUAGAUAAAUAUGAAUUAUGGAAAUCUGACCAGGCCACAAAUGACAAGAAUCAAUAUAUAAACCAAAGGAAGAAUCAAAGGAAGAAUCUUGAAUUCAUUCUGACAUUAAGUUGCCCCCAGAGGGCAAUGGCUCCAGGUCAGUAUGGAUGUCUCUAUUUAAAAAACCGUGUCAUUGGUAGUGGUACAAUAAUCCUAUAG
Messenger RNA from Arxiozyma heterogenica, 1275 nucleotides. RefSeq names its product tRNA-5-taurinomethyluridine 2-sulfurtransferase (gene SLM3). The record is from RefSeq and is a predicted model, not a curated record. The transcript has a single exon. Bases 1 to 1275 code for a protein of 424 amino acids. NCBI's taxonomy places the organism in Eukaryota, Fungi, Ascomycota, Saccharomycetes, Saccharomycetales, Saccharomycetaceae. Gene Ontology annotation, biological process: tRNA wobble position uridine thiolation. Gene Ontology annotation, molecular function: sulfurtransferase activity. Gene Ontology annotation, cellular component: mitochondrion.